AUGCAGGAGGAUGAGAGUUUGCAAGACAGUCACCAUGGGCAUCAGGGAGGAUUGAUUGUUAUAGUGGCAUAUUCCAUCAAAUGGUCCUUUGUGCCAAUUUCCAUGAGUAAGAUUACUUUUUCUCUUCCACUCCAGGUGCUGCAAAGCCGUAAGUUUUGGGGCUGCCUCUUGGCAGAGGCCUCUGGCACCCUUAUCUUUGUCUGGGUGGUGCUGGGUGCCUCCUGCCCAGCUGGUCCGACAGAGGAGCUCCCUUCCCCACUCCAGCCAGCCCUAGCCGCAGGGAUGGUAGCUGUCAGCUUGGCUCACUGCUUUGGAGAGAUCAGUGGUGCUCAAGUCAACCCAGCCCUCACCAUGGCCUUCCUGUGCACCCGCAAACUAGACGUUUUGCACGCAGUAAGCUAUAUCACUGCUCAGUGUUUGGGUGGCAUCAUAGCAUCUGGAAUUUUCUAUCUUAUGCUGCCCACCACAACCAUUGGACAUUUGAUCACAAAGGUCAACAGUGAGGGAAAUGCUGGGCAGGCUUUAGGAAUGGAGGUUUUUUCCACCUUCCAGCUGGCUCUUACUAUCUUUGCUGUGGAAGACCAUCGGAGGCAUGAAACAGGCGAGCCGGGGAUCCUGGCCAUUGGCUUCUCCGUGGUGGCAGGAGCUCUCGCUGCAGGCGCUUUCUCUGGGGGCAGUAUGAACCCAGCCCGAUCAUUGGGACCUGCAGUAGUCACCGGAAUCUGGAAGCAUCACUGGGUGUACUGGCUUGGACCCACAAUGGGUGCAAUCCUUGCUGGAGUAUCCUAUGAGUUCUUCUUGGCUCACAGUGCUUCACGAGAGAAGCUAGUUGCUUGUCUGACCUGCCGUGACAUUGAAAUUGUGGAAGCAGCCAGUAUGUCUCGUUCAUCGCUUUCUGCGUCUGCCAAGCCACCUUGCAAGGGAGAACUUGGCUCUGAGUAGGACACAGUAGCAUCAAUGACUACCACUCAUCUUCUUACUGCCUAUCUGUCACCUUAUUAGCAUUUCCUUACCAUGUCACCCAUUUUUAUCGUACAUGUAUAUGACUGGUUGGGCCCUGGCACUGAGGUGGUUCUGAAAUGUGAAGCCCUUUAGGUGACACUACACAUAGAAGUAGCAGCAGAGUGGAAACUGGAAGGGGUUUCUGUACAUGUAUUGGUUAUGUAGAAAGAGGGAAUUCCAGCAGGUAACAAGCUAAAAUUCUGGAUUUUAUAUGGCAGUGUAGAUCCAGCCUUAGUUCCAUCAGCUGUUGUACACAUAUUGUCUUUUGCCUCUCACAGCAAAUGUCUGAGGCAAAAUAUUUUCAGUCAGCCUUGCAGCACAAGAAAACAGGAUUUCUCUCAUCCUACUUAAAGAACAUGAAGGGAUAACACUGGAGGAAGCCUAGAAGCCAGGAUUUCUGGGCUCUUUUUAUCCCUGGAUUGAAACAGGGGGAACUAAGAAAUAGGGGGAUUUCUGGCUUGUGUCUCAAGACUGACGUGAUGAUGAAGACUGACAUGAUGAAGAAGAAGUUGAGAACUUGAAAUUAGGCCUCUGGAAUUUCCUUUCAUAUUCUGACACUGUUUUAUCUAAAUCCCCUUGGCAUGUCCGUUCCCCUUCACCUUGUUCCCUCUCCCCUCUGUAGCAUUGAUCAGAGAACAUCCCCAAAAGUCCUACAGCACCCCUUUGUUCUCUCUUCCACAUGGGUGGAGUUCAACAACAGGCAUAAGUCAACCCCUGCAGUAAUCCUGAUGCACAAUAAAAUGGGACACUGCA
Molecule: messenger RNA, 1755 nt
Organism: Anolis sagrei ordinatus
Lineage: Eukaryota; Metazoa; Chordata; Lepidosauria; Squamata; Anolidae
Source: RefSeq, a predicted model, not a curated record